AAACAAUAAGGUAUGUUUUCUUUUGUUGUGUGUGUGCUAUGAUUAUGAGAAGAUCGGUGGUUAGUGCGAUCACCUCCGGAGUACAUAGACGCAAGUUUUAAAGUUCACUUGAACCAUCCACUGCCUGCCUAACAUGUUCCCUUGGUGAAGGUAAACUAAUAUAUUGGGCUGCACCUUCCCGAUUCUUCCCCCACCCCACCAACACACAGUCGGCGUAAAACACUAGUAAACAAACCUCAAACACAUCGAAUCACAUUUUACUGGCCACAGACGGCGUGACAGCCCGUGACUUUCGCUUUUAGAAGUGUACCGACGCAAUGACAUUAACGGGACAUCGAGAAGGUGUUUACAUAAGGUGACCAGACGUUUCGGAGGCGAAAGCGGGACACGUGCCGAUGAUGGUGUCGUCACCGUCAAAGAACGCCGAAAAAAGUGAUUUUUAAAGACAAGCGGGACAUUUGAUGGACUUGCCAGAAAGCCAGAAAGCGGGACAUUGGGCGUCCCGCCCGAUAAGCAGGCGGGACAAGAGGUCGAAAGCGGGACGUCUGGUCACCUUAGUUUACAGAAACAAAUACCACGAGAAAAAUCUGACAGCCUGGCCUGUGUACAGGUGUCACAUGCAGAGAACCUACCUACCCGAAUCGAGAUAAGAAAGUUACAGACCUAACACUGUUGUGCAAACAGAUCACGCGUGCACUUGCUCCCCUGCGCGCGUGAGGCAAGUGUCGGCCAGCAGGCCGUCCGCGCUAAAACAUGGCUGCCGUAGUGUCUGCCUUUUGUUAGAUGACAGUUUCUUCAAAAUAGAAAAGGUAUUCUAUCAUCCGUCGCAGAGCAGAACUUAGUGAAGAUGUCCUUGUUGAUGAAAUUGUAUACCAAGUAACUAUCUACGUCGAUUCAAGAUGGUGUACAUUUACGAAAGGCGUCAGCAUAACUGUGUGACCAUUUGAUGCCAGCGGCUACAGAUGGUGUGGCCUUUGGAUUGGUAUCGCAUGGUGCUGUUGAAGUCGGUGACUGCAGGUGGUUGUUGACAUCCUAAGAGUGAAGAGCUGGUGUGGGAGCAAGACAUGUUCAGGAAGAAGGCCCAUUGUCUUGCAAGAGUCAUCGUGAGCUGCGCCUUAGUUAAUGUUGCAGUUAUCAUCAUCUUCUACAUGUGGGUACUUGCUAGUCAGCACCCAACCUUACAGCAAAGGGACCACCAUGUGAUCCACCAUCAUGCCCCGAAUCUUGGAGAACAAAGGAAUGGAAGUCCAAAUAAAUCCAGUCCUGAAGUACCUAAAAAACCUCCUGGUACUUUCAAUGCCAGUCUAGUAGUAAAGCCACAAAUAAUCAAUGAUCAGCAGCCAGUCCUUCCACCUGUACCUGCUUUUUCCAAGGAUGACUUCGUCCCACCUUUAAAUGAUGCAAUAUUAAAAGAGUACCAGAAGUAUUCACCAAGAGAAGCAAGGGAGACAAUAGUCAUUUUAACACCCAUCCACAAUGUUGCUGGGACACUGCAAAGCACAUAUUUACAUCUUUUACAAUCCAUCAACUACCCUCACAGACUGAUCUCUGUUGCCUUUGGAGAGGAUGGCAGUAGUGACCAUACGCUUCCUGUAGCCGAGGAAGUUGCUGAAGAACUACGAAAAUCAUUUUCAUCAGUCGAUGUCUUCCACUUUAACUUGACUGGUCAGAUUGAAGGUUCUUGGUCUGUGAUCCAUGAAAGAGAAAACCAGUAUAAGCGAAGGCAGCAUCUAGCUCAAUCGCGCAACCUCUUGCUGAAAGCAGGCCUGAAAAAUCAAGACUGGGUGCUGUGGAUAGAUGCUGAUGUGACCUACUUUCCCCCAGAUGUUAUUCAGCAGUUACUUUCUGCUCAGAAAGAUGUGGUUACACCUGCAUGUCUUUUUGAGGACUCUGGUGCAAAGAACUUGAAACGUGUUUAUGAUAAAAAUACAUGGCGAGAAACCAGUUUUUCACUAGACCACUUGAAACGUCUUUCACCACAGGAUCUUGUUCUAGAAGGAUAUGCAGACACUCAGCGUCUGUGGCUUACUGAUUUACGUGCUGAAGGAAAGAUUGUCCCGAUUGAUGGUGUAGGUGGAUGUAUGCUUCUUGUGAAAGGAGACUGUCAUCGCCAAGGCCUUAUUUUUCCUGAAACUGUUUUUCAGCAUCACAUUGAAACUGAGGGCUUAGCAAAGCUGGCUAAAAGUAUGGGCUAUGGUGUGUUUGGGAUGCCAUUUGUGGAGGUCUUACAUUAGGCUCAUUACAUUUAGACUGGCACUCUGCAGACACUCCUGAGGAGAUCAGCUGGAUGUGACUGCAGCUAUAAUGUGCCUUGGAUGACAAAGCUUCGUUUUGGAGUGUCUAGGAAGGUAUUUUUUUUCCAACUAAAAUGUACACACACCUGUUGCUUCUUUUCAUGAAUGAGCUGAUUUCCAGUGAGUCUAUAAAAUUAGAUAGUACUUGCAUUUUUCAGUUACUAUGUAAUGAGCUGAUUUCCAGUGAGUCUAUAAAAUUAGAUAGUACUUGCAUUUUUCAGUUACUAUGUACAAGAGAUUUAGUUACUCAUACAACCACAAUAGCAAAAACUCCUAUGAACUAUGCGGUCAAAUUAAAAAAAAAUAAAACCACAAUUUAUCUUGUCAAAUAAUAAAAAACUUACUACUUAUCAAACUAAACAAAAUACCUGUCUACGAAAAUUCCUACCAGUACUCCAACAUUUCUUUUUUGUUUUUUGUUAUUGGAAAAUUAUUAUUUAGUUAAAAUAUACAAAUUCGGUCCAGUAAUUUUUAAACAGUGAUUAUUUAGGGUGAUGGACUUUUCUUUUACUGUAGAAUGAAGUCAUUUUUAUCAGCUGUUUGACUGUUUACAAUAAUUGAAUAAGCUGGCUUUUCUCUUCCCACUGUAUACACACCCUGGUUGCUCAUUUUUAAGUUGCUAAAACUUGCUUUAUUUUACUCAAACCUACAGUGGACUUGUACACAUGGCAGCUUUUAUGAAACUAAUUCAGAUUCAAGUGCCUCCUGCUUGGUCUUUUUUUUUUUUUUUCCAAUUUUUGUGUAAAUUCUUCUUUUUUUUUUUUAAAUUUUUCUAUGGGAGUAAAUUGUCACUGGACAGUGCAAAAAUAUUUUAGACCCCAUUCUAAGUGGUGAAUGGGGAGACUAGGGUAUUAACCAUCCGAAAUAUAAAUAUACAUUUUAAAAUAUGCAUGUGUGUUAAUGUAUUAUCAUGUCCUCAAUCUGUGAUUUCAAGAGCCACUUUAAAUAUGCUUUGAACUUGAAGCCAUAUCUGUAACAAAAUGUCCCAUGCCAUGAUGCCUCAGACCCAAAUUCUUUUAUGAUUCCUGAUGCCACAUCAUUUAUGCUUUUGAAUCUCCUAGAUAAUUUUCUUCCCAGGAUUUGGGGCACUUAGUGGUUUACACGUGUUUCUAUCCAGUGGGAAACCAUGAUUUUUUUAAUCUACAUUUAUAAUUCCAAUCUUACAAUCUCAAGAGCGGAAGGUAGCAGUUUCACAAGUUUCUUACUUGCAUGUCAUUAUAUAAAUACUACCACACAUUACUUGCACGUUGUUACAUAAAGAUUAGAACACCCUUGACAAGGACCACAUUCCAUGGAAUGACCACUUGCUAUGUAAUGGUAAAUCUCCUUACAAAGCAUUGUCUUAUUCAUUGCAGUUGAUGUGUGGUCUCGGUUUUAUUUUUUGCAGUUGUAAUUGUUUUUAUAUUUGUACAGAAAAAUAAAUGUGUGCAUACAGCUGGA
Pomacea canaliculata is the source of this 3734-nucleotide messenger RNA. RefSeq names its product mannan polymerase complex subunit mnn9-like. Gene Ontology annotation, biological process: protein N-linked glycosylation; cell wall mannoprotein biosynthetic process. Gene Ontology annotation, cellular component: mannan polymerase complex. NCBI's taxonomy places the organism in Eukaryota, Metazoa, Mollusca, Gastropoda, Architaenioglossa, Ampullariidae. The transcript is spliced from 2 exons. The record is from RefSeq and is a predicted model, not a curated record. The coding region runs from base 1065 to 2234 and encodes 389 amino acids. Gene Ontology annotation, molecular function: alpha-1,6-mannosyltransferase activity.